UCGGGUGCCCGCAGUACAUGCAGUCGCUGUAGACGCCGCCGCCGUCACGAAGUAACCAAAACAAAAGCUCCGCGAAACGUAUUCGCGGAACUAUCGCCGACCGUAUUUCGUUCGGCACACGAAACCGGGUAAUUAUCACGGGUAUAAAACGCGAUUACCGCGAACAGGCGAUUACCGGGCGUCCGUUCCGAUCCGUUCGUCGGCCGACGGACGAGUCCCCUUCGGGUUUCCAGGUGAUCGCGGGCUACGUGGGAAAACCGAAAGUAUCGCACUCGAGAUGUAUUCCGAUUCGCUCGAACGCGCUUAACUCCACCGCACCGCAUCAACAACCGUCGUCGCGCCGUACACAUUUUUCGAGUGAUUAUCAUGCCGGGUUCCAGGCAUAAGAUUUUAAGUCAUGUGUUCAGUGGAUUUUCGGAAAAGAUGGGCCGUACAAAAGUACUGGAUAUUGGUACUCAAGCAAUUGAAACACCAUUGAAACGAUGUUUGACGACAUUCGAUAUAACCCUCUUAGGCAUCGGUCACAUGGUGGGUGCUGGGAUCUACGUGCUGAUCGGCACCGUGGCCAAGGAGAUGGCCGGUCCUGCGAUCAUUCUGUCAUUUAUGUUGGCCGGUGCGGCGUCCAUGUUGGCCGCCCUUUGCUACGCCGAGUUCGGCACUCGCAUCCCAAAAGCCGGUUCCGCGUACGUUUACACGUACGUCAGUGUCGGCGAGUUCUGGGCAUUCGUAAUUGGAUGGAACAUCAUACUCGAACACAUGAUCGGAGCAGCGUCCGUAGCCAGGGCAUGGAGCGGAUUUUUCGACUCGAUGUUCGACAACGUCAUAAGAAACACCACCGUAUCCGUAUUGGGUGAACUUCAUGAGACACUCCUUGGAAAAUACCCAGACGUGUUCGCCUUUUUCGUGUGCUUACUGCAUGCAUGCAUCUUGGGCGUAGGCGUGAAGACCUCGUCCUACAUGAACAGCUUCCUGACGCUAGUCAACCUGGGCGUGAUGACCGUAAUCGUGGUCGCCGGCUACUACUACGGGAACAGCGACAACUGGUCCAGCGACGGUGGAUUCAUGCCGUUCGGCACGACGGGCGUCAUCGCGGGCGCUGCCACCUGUUUCUACGCGUACGUCGGUUUCGACAGCAUCGCCACGUCGGGCGAGGAGGCGAAGGACCCGGCCUACUCGAUACCAGUGGCUACGAUCAUCGCCAUGAGCGUCGUAUGCACAGGCUAUGUAUUAGUAAGUGGAGCUUUAACGUUUUUGGUUCCGUAUUGGUCUAUCAAACCCGAUGCAGCAUUUCCAGCGGCAUUCGCUGGGUUAGAGCUACAUUGGAUUAAAUAUUUGGUAUCGGUCGGAGCACUGUGUGGAAUGACUACUACUCUCUUUGGAUCACUCUAUUCGUUACCCAGAUGCAUUUAUGCGAUGGCAGAUGAUGGAUUGGUUUUCAAAUUCUUAGCAAAAGUCAACAAAAAAACUCAAGUACCAAUGAUCAAUUUGGCUAUAUCUGCUUUCAUGUGCGCGUUGAUAGCUUUGUUCUUCGAUUUGGAAAAAUUGGUGGAAUUCAUGUCAAUCGGUACAUUAUUAGCCUACACCAUUGUAAGUGCUUCAGUGGUCAUAUUAAGAUACCGCCCAACCAACCGUGGCUUAGUACGUGAUUCGAGCAGUCUCUUAGAAAUUCCCAAUUCACAAGCAGACUCUUUUGAAAUGGACAUGGGUGGACGCCUGAAGCCAUCUUAUAAAUUCCUAGAACCUUUCCUAGGAGAUUUUGAACCCGGGAACGUAGUUUGUAUAAGUAUUGCUUGGUUUACGUGUUCUACAAUCGUCUUGUGUGUUUACAUUCAAUUCUGGUUUAACAUACAACAUGUAAAUUGGAUGGACGUUAUCGUAUUAUCGAUUUUAGUCAGCGAUCUACUUAUAUGUAUAUUCGUAAUCGAAGCCCAUGAACAGAAUUCAACCGAACUACCGUUUAUGGUGCCCCACGUGCCUAUAAUACCAUCGCUAAGCAUCAUAUGCAACAUCGUGCUGAUGGCGAAUCUCAAUCUACUCACUUGGAUACGGUUUUUGAUAUGGAUGGUUCUUGGUCUUUUGAUUUAUUUCCUAUACGGGAUCCACCACAGCAAAGAGAACGAUGUGACAUCUUACUCGGUGUUGCUCUCGUCCUCUGAAGCAGGGAAGACACCGUGGGGCGCGAUAAACAAGUCCAGGAAAAGGAUGAAAACCGAUGAUGAUCGGAAACCGAUUAUUGACAACGAAGAACACGCAGACAACGGUUAUUACCAUUGAUUCACAAUUAAAUACCACUGUAGACGGUUACGCGCUAUAUGAUUAUUACAAUGAUUAAUUAGUGAGGAUAUAUUUGAACGUGUUGUCGGAUAAUAAUAUCCGUUUGAAGGGUGCCAUAAAAAUAUAAUCAGUAACACUUAAAUUUAAAUUACCACGUUUCGUUGAAACAUAUUGCGCGUUAUUUGUCAUAUUUUGUAGUAAUCACCACUGUAUGUCCUGUAACCGAUCCUAUAUGGAAAAUAUCCAACGACAUUGUAAUGUUUUUAAGCUUAAGCUGUUAUUGAGUUUUGAAAAUUCCUAUAUUUUUUAAAAACCUGUUUAAAAAAAAUAAUAUUAUUUUACCAAUACCGACGUAAUUAUUCUACCCAAUAAAACUAUUGUUGGUACUUAUAA
Messenger RNA from Sipha flava (yellow sugarcane aphid), 2667 nucleotides. Its product is annotated as cationic amino acid transporter 4. Gene Ontology annotation, molecular function: amino acid transmembrane transporter activity. The record is from RefSeq and is a predicted model, not a curated record. The transcript is spliced from 10 exons. Gene Ontology annotation, biological process: transmembrane transport; amino acid transport. Bases 367 to 2274 code for a protein of 635 amino acids. Lineage: Eukaryota; Metazoa; Arthropoda; Insecta; Hemiptera; Aphididae. Gene Ontology annotation, cellular component: plasma membrane.